UAACAGAUGCCGUCACCAUGUGAAAGCGGUAAAACGACAAAUUGCUCCGGAGCACCUUCCUCGUCUUGUGCGAAAUCAGUAGAAUGCUGCAAGAAGCAACUAUCCGUUGGAGUACUACAACAAGUAUCAGCGAGUUCAUCUGGUGCAAUUGUUACAUCACUUUUUAUGACUCCCUUAGACGUCGUGAAAAUUCGACUCCAACAACAAACUCGACCAUUUCCAAAAGGAGAAUGUUUUUACUAUCACAAUGGUCUUAUGGAGCACGUUUGUGUAUCGUGUGAAGUCAGAAAACCUUGUGAAUGGUAUCAACGACCCGGUAAUUUUCGUGGAACUGCAGAUGCAAUUGUGAAAAUUGCACGACAUGAAGGAAUACGGUCAUUAUGGAGUGGAUUGUCCCCUACUAUGGUUAUGGCUCUACCGGCGACUGUUUUCUAUUUUACAACUUAUGAUAAUCUAUCAGUUUGGUUGAAGAAAAAAAUGUGUUGCCGACGGGCAUUUUCUCCGGAAAAAUGGACGCCUCCUGAUUGGUCAGCUGCAGCAGUGGCUGGAAUUGUAGCAAGAACCAUUGCGGUUACGGUAGUCAGUCCCAUUGAGAUGAUUCGUACGAAAAUGCAAAGCAAGAGGCUUACUUAUCAUGAAAUCGGUCACCUGGUGCGUAGUUCAAUGGCAACCAAAGGAAUCUCCAGUUUCUACCUCGGUUGGACGCCCACAAUGCUCCGUGAUAUUCCAUUUUCUGGAAUCUACUGGGCUGGAUAUGAUUUAUUCAAAACAAAUCUUCAACGACGUCAAGGACCUGAUCACAAUCCGUUUGUAGUGUCAUUCGUGAGCGGAGCAGCUGCAGGAGUUGUCGCCUCGAUAUUCACACAUCCAUUUGAUGUUAUAAAGACGAAUUGUCAGAUUAGAAUUGGUGGAAGUAUUGAUGAUAUGAAUAAAUCAAUUACAACAGUUAUCAAGGAUAUGUAUCAUUCGAGAGGAAUUUCAGCGUUUUCUUCAGGUCUUGUCCCACGCCUCGUCAAAGUUUCACCAUCCUGUGCCAUCAUGAUCAGCUUCUACGAGUAUUUUAAAUUCUUGUUCCAAAAAAAUCAUUAAAUCUUUUAAAAAUCUAGUCACUUUCAUACUUAUAACUUCUUUGUUUUCUUUUCGUUUUUUUUUUUGCUGUCAAUGGUAUCAUCAUUUUUUUUCUCGGUGUAAAAUUAUUUUCCCUUGUAAUUUUAGGACCAUCCCGUGCCGGGUCAAUCAUUCCUUCCCAGUUUUCUUUAAUGUUUUCUGUUCUCCGAAUCUUUGUUACUAGGUAUUGCAUGGUGACCGAAGUUUUUAUAUGUCACUCCACUGAAUAUUCAGUUUUAACAUGAAAGAUUAAACUUU
Caenorhabditis elegans is the source of this 1365-nucleotide messenger RNA. RefSeq names its product putative mitochondrial carrier C16C10.1 (gene C16C10.1). Gene Ontology annotation, biological process: mitochondrial transmembrane transport. The record is from RefSeq and is marked reviewed. Gene Ontology annotation, cellular component: mitochondrial inner membrane. NCBI's taxonomy places the organism in Eukaryota, Metazoa, Nematoda, Chromadorea, Rhabditida, Rhabditidae.